UGGCAACACUUUCAAUCAAAACUGUCAUAGACGCUGGAUACUCUGUUAAAAAAUGUCAAAUUUUGCCGUGUGUCUUGUCUAUAGUCUGUUUCUGUUGUCGAAUUUUAAGGCACCUACGAUGCAUUAUUUAGUCAAAACAUCUUAAAAUGUGUUAUUGAAUUAAACUAAACAUUGUAAUUUAACUUCAAAUGGCGGAUUUUGGAGUAAACACUUGAAACAGGGAACCUUGAACAUAAUUGAUUGUUGUUUUGCAGUGUUUAUUAAAAUGUCGAAGAAUGGCGAAGUAUCGUCAAGUCAAGGGCCGAGUAGACCAAACAUGCCAAAACCUGAUUUAAAUUUGUUCAGUUCAGAAAAACGCAAAAUGUUAGAUUUACAGCUUGGUGGUCCAUCAGGUGAUGGGGCGGCAUUUAUGCCCUUCCCUACGAAUACACCGGGGCCAAAGGCGAGAGUGCCAGCGCGUACUAUCAGAGAUGUUUUACCAGACAAUACCAGAGAUAGAUGUAGAAUUUAUCCAACUAUGCAGUCAUCGGGUAAAUUGCAAUUAUCAGCCACAGAAAUAUAUGAUUUUACUGCAGAUGACUUACAGGAUCUUGGUGAAAUUGGUAGAGGAGCAUUUGGAGCUGUUAAUAAAAUGGUUCACAGGAAAACUAACAGAGUGAUGGCUGUGAAGAGGAUUCGCUCCACAGUAGAUGAGAAGGAACAAAAGCAAUUGCUUAUGGACCUUGAAGUGGUCAUGAAAAGUAAUGAAUGUCUCUACAUUGUACAAUUUUAUGGAGCAUUAUUUAAGGAAGGUGAUUGUUGGAUAUGCAUGGAGCUGAUGGACACAUCUCUAGACAAAUUUUACAAGUUCAUCUGUGAAAGAAUGCAGACUCGAAUACCUGAAACUAUUUUAGCUAAAAUAACACUUGCAACAGUCAAAGCUUUAAAUUAUUUAAAGGAGAAGUUAAAAAUUAUUCAUCGGGAUGUAAAACCUUCUAAUAUAUUAUUAGACAGAAGGGGGAACAUAAAGUUAUGUGAUUUUGGUAUAUCAGGUAAACUAGUGGACUCAAUAGCGAGAACUCGGGAUGCUGGAUGUAGACCGUACAUGGCACCAGAACGAAUCGACCCAGGUCGUGCUAGAGGAUAUGAUGUGCGCUCCGAUGUUUGGUCUCUCGGAAUAACAUUAAUGGAAGUGGCAACGGGAGCCUUCCCAUACCCCCGCUGGGGCUCCGUUUUUGAACAGUUACAACAAGUAGUGCAAGGAGAUCCGCCGCGUCUCACCAAUAAGAACAACUCGUUCUCAAAUAACUUUGUACACUUUGUCAAUACUUGCCUUAUAAAAGAAGAAACUCAACGACCUAAGUACAACAGAUUAUUAGAGCAUCCAUUCAUUAAAGGAAUAGAGCAAAGUCGCGCGGACGUUGCAGCGUACGUGUGCGAAAUUCUCGACGCGAUGGAAAGGAACGGAGUCAGCCCAUUCACCACGGACCAGCCUGCGCAAGCUUGGGUUGAUUAAUCCAUUCGGAUAGUACCGACGUGGCUAGAAAUUCUAGACCUAGCCUAGUCCUAGAUAAAAACCAAACAUAGAACCCACUUUGAUAAUCAGCGAGUGAAUUUAUAAAGCAUCGGGCUACUAGAGACCCUUGUUUAGCUUUUGCCAUACAAACAGUAUUGUGGAAUAUAAUUUAUAUCCAUCUGGUCACAUUAAAUUAGAUGCACUUAAAUUUAGGUUUCAUAAAACAAGAAAUUCAACAUUGGCUUGCCUUAGUUGAAUUAGUGAAAUCUUAGAAAGGGUUGAAUUUUAUGUGUCUUUUAUACUAUAACAGUAUGAAAGGGACAAUAUAAUGCAUAUGCUAGAAAAAGUAGGAAAUUUCUUUUGUAAUCUCUUCUGCAAUUUGUGGCACUAAUGAGAUAAUUUAUUUCUUAUGUAUAUUACAACUUUUAAAUUUUCUAUGUAAAUGUUGUUGGGUUCCCAUGAAUACAAUUUACAGUUUUAUUUAGUAUUGUAUUUAUUAUAUUUGUCAUUUUUUAUAUAUAAUUUAUUUUUAUUGAUGUUACAUACAAUGAAGUUGUAUUGUUUUCAAUCCUAAUCAAGUAAAGAAUUUAACUCAUGAAUAAAUAGAGUUUAUGAAGUGUACUAAAGUUGCAAUUAAUAUUUCUGGUUUUAUUUAUUUUUACUUUUAAUAAGCGUACUUUAAAUGACAUAUUUUUUGUGAAAUUUGUGUAAUUGAGAAAAUAUGUUUUAGUAAUGAUGGGAGCCUGGUCUUGUUGACUAGAAAUGUUAAAAUUGUAAAAUAAAUUUUUAUUGUGGAUGUGAAAUGCUUAUUAUUUUAUUUGGCAGACUGAGGGACACAAAAGGCCCCUCCGGUCUUAUGUAUAGGUGUAAUUUUGUAAUAAAAUUGUAUAUACAGAUGGAUAAUAAUUAAUUGUUAAGUAAAAAAUAAUUUUAAAGCAACCAUUUUAUAUGGCAGCAAUACACCUAAAUAAAACACAUGCAAUUGAUUUCCAUUCUAUUUAAUCUAAAUUUCUUAUAUUUAAAAAUUCACAAUAUUGUAAUAUUUAAGGAAUAGAAUGACAUGAUGCAUUAUUA
Papilio polytes (common Mormon) is the source of this 2569-nucleotide messenger RNA. It is a transcript of the gene Mkk4, whose product is annotated as dual specificity mitogen-activated protein kinase kinase 4-like. NCBI's taxonomy places the organism in Eukaryota, Metazoa, Arthropoda, Insecta, Lepidoptera, Papilionidae. Bases 266 to 1495 code for a protein of 409 amino acids. Gene Ontology annotation, biological process: protein phosphorylation; MAPK cascade. The transcript has 8 exons. The record is from RefSeq and is a predicted model, not a curated record. Gene Ontology annotation, molecular function: JUN kinase kinase activity; ATP binding.